This is a messenger RNA of Glossina fuscipes, 1038 nucleotides long. Its product is annotated as CD63 antigen. The record is from RefSeq and is a predicted model, not a curated record. The transcript has 4 exons. Lineage: Eukaryota; Metazoa; Arthropoda; Insecta; Diptera; Glossinidae. Gene Ontology annotation, cellular component: membrane. Bases 1 to 912 code for a protein of 303 amino acids.
AUGGCUUUAUACAGAGAUUUACAAUUGAACUCUGGCAUGCGUUGUGCUAAAUACAUGCUAUUGAUCGUUAGUUUCAUGUUUGCGAUCACUGCCAUUUUAUUGGUUAUGGUCGGCAGCACAAUUCAAGCGAUUUUUGGUGAUUUCCGACAAUUCGUUGAUGAUCAUUUCUUGUCACCCCCAGCGCUCUUGAUAGCAAUAGGCUUUAUAUUAUUGUUCGUAGCCACGUUAGGAGCUUACGGUGCUGCAAGGGAGAGUGUUAUGCUUAUUAACUUAUACGGUCUUUGUUUAUUUAUCGUUUUUAUAUUGGAAGUUUCUGCCUCAUUAGCAGCUUUUAUUAUGCAAGGGCAAGUGCGUGAAAUGUUGAUUCGUACUAUGAAUGAAUCGUUAGCUGAAUACGAGGAUAACCCAUACAUACAAGGAGGCGUUGAUUUUAUGCAAAGCGGUUUAGAGUGUUGCGGCGUGAAUGCCCCAGACGAUUGGAGUAACUAUUGGAAACCAAAUAUCGGUAAUAGUGAGGAGAUACCUGUGCCGCCGUCUUGUUGUGGCAGCUUUUCACCCAACAAUCUUAUGCAUUGCGAAAUGAUGUAUGAGAGCGGUUGUUUGGAACGCAUGGAUUUCAUCAUAUCCCAGAGUACCAUGCUAAUAGCGACAGGUGCAACUACAGUGGCUUUUGUACAGCUGUUAGGUUCGAUUUGUGCCUUCAUGUUGGCAAAAACUUUGAGACGCAAUAAAUCUAUUCGUGAGGCUAGACGCUGGCAAUUACAACAAAGUUUGGGCGUUUUAAUAUCUGGCGGCAAGAUGGUUCCGCCCUCGAAUUCACCCAUGACGGGUUAUACGCAAUUGGAAAAAGCUGAAAAAUUUUCAGAGAACGAUCCCAUCACUUAUACGCCCAACAGUCCCAGUGUUAAUUAAAUAAAGUUUGGGAGAAGAAAGGUGUGUGAGUGUUAGAUUUAAAAACUGAAAACUCUGUUUAAAUUUCAUAUAUUUAUCUGAUUAAUAAAAAUAUAAUAAAGCUUGUUUGUUUAAUCGCCAAAAAAA